Molecule: messenger RNA, 1611 nt
Organism: Ichthyophthirius multifiliis
Lineage: Eukaryota; Ciliophora; Oligohymenophorea; Hymenostomatida
Exons: 3
Source: RefSeq, a predicted model, not a curated record
AUGUAGAUAGAACCAUGGGCAGAUCCAGGUGAACCUGAUUAAGAAGAAGCUUUUGAACGUUAAAUUUUUGAAAGGAAAAUAUUUUAAAUAAUACCCAAAAGCGGUUAAUUAAAAAAGGGAUAAUUAAAAGAUGUAGAAUUAAUUUAUAAUCCAAAUAGUAAAUAGCAAGAUGAUAAUCCUUUCAAAAGUAAAAAUGAUAAAAAUUUAAAUGGAUAAAAACACUCUUUAAGGGUUGUUUUGUAAAUUAUGAAUGGAAAACCUUUGUAAAUAAAUUUAAAAGGAAUGUCUUUAGCACCAUUAGAAGGACUUUUGGCUGUUAAAAAAAAUCAGUUUGAAUUACCAGAUACUCCAAUAGGAUUACUUAUUCCAGUUAAAUUCCCGAUAGAAAUUGCUAAUUUGGGUUCUAUAAAAGUUUCUUAUAAAGUAGAAAUCGAAGAACAGGAUUGUGAUUAAAAUAUAAUAAAAAAUGAUUCUAGAUUUACAGCAUUUUUAUUAGAAAAAAGUUAAGAUACACUACUGCCGAAUGAAAAAUCAUACCUAUAUUGUCUUUUUAAACCUUUAGAGUAAAAGGGGUAUUAUUAUAAAUUGAAAAUAAUUGUUUUUGACAUGGUUAAAAUUACAUAAGAAAUAAUCAUUUUUAUAAAAGGAUAAGGAUUUUUAAAUUUACCGCCAGUUAAAAAUCAACUUAACGCAGAGGAAAUUCCAAGAUAAAGAUCUUCAGUGUCUACUAUAGGUAGUAAAGUAUUUUUUUCGAUUGAAGAAAUAGAUUUCGGAUAUAUGAAACCAGGAAAAGAGUCUUAUAGGUUUAUUAUACUUUAUAAUCUUAAUGAAAACUAAAAGCUUAACUUUGAUUUCGGAUCUUCAAGUUUUGCAUUGACAUAAAAUAAACCAGGAUUAAUGUGCGGAGAUAAAUGUAUUAUUGAACCUAUCUAAGGAGUUUUAGAGCCUAAAUCUUUUAUCGAAUUAAAACUUGCUUUAGCUUGUUCUUAUGAUCCCUCUGUUUAUGAAGGUGAAUUAGAAUGUACAAUUAAUUGGGAUUUAGAUAAAAAUAAUUAAUAAUAAUUUUUAAAAAAUUCUAUUGUUAGUACAUUUAAUAAAAAUAAUAAUAAUAAUAAUAAUAAUAAUAAUAAUUAAUCUAAUAAUAAUACUUUAUAAAAAGAAACUUUAUUUUUAAGAAUAAAGAAAAAAUCGUUACUUAAUGUAAAUUUAAUAAAUAAUUAUAUUAAUUAAUCGUCUAUAGAAAAUACAUAGUAAUAUUAAUAAAAAACUAUAGAAGAACUUUUUUAAGGAAAAAAUUUAAAAUAAAAACACGCUUUUGAACUUAUAAUAGAAAAAGCUUUGAAUGAGAUUUUAAAUGAAUCAAAUACUGAAAGAAUUAUAGGAAGAAUAGAUAAUUAGCCUAUAGGAUUUUUUAAAUAUUUUGAUGAUGAAAAUUCUGUUAGUAUUAUUUCUAAUCAAUGGAAUGAUUUUAGGUAUUUGUUUUUAUAAUAAGAAUUUGUUGAUUUAGUCGAUCUUAUUAUGGAAAAUACAUUCUUUAAUAUUAUUUAAGAAACUACUAGAAAAGAAUGUGAUUUAUUGAAAAUUUCGAAAACUUUUGUUAUGCCUUUAUGA